Molecule: messenger RNA, 459 nt
Organism: Acaromyces ingoldii
Lineage: Eukaryota; Fungi; Basidiomycota; Exobasidiomycetes; Exobasidiales; Cryptobasidiaceae
Exons: 2
Coding region: 1-459 (152 amino acids)
Source: RefSeq, a predicted model, not a curated record
AUGGCUUCACGAGCUCGGACAGCCACGGCUGUUGCUUCCUCCGCGCCGCAUAUUCUCUGCCAACGACGAGGGAUGGCCACGUUUCGUCCACUCCUGGCCCAGCAAGACCAAGCGACACCACCAAAGAGAAAGUCGCGCUUCUCCGACGACGGCGGCGUGACGCUGGAGCACUUUCUCCUCCGAUCAAAGGCCUCGAAGCUCUGGCGAGACUUUCUGCGGGCGUCACGGAACAUUCCCAAUCCGCAGGCGAGGCGCGAGACAAUCGACUGGCUGAGAGACGAGCAUUUUGAGGGGAGAAGCGGGCUGCGGAGCGAGAUGGACGUCACGAGAAUACGAGAGCUACUGGUCGCAGGUGGUGCCGCUCUGAAGCGGAUUCAUGGACCCAUGGAGCUGGCCGGUGGCAUGGGGCCAGAUCCGGGGACUUACCCCAAGCUGCGCGGGCGAAGAGGCUCCUCGUGA